This is a messenger RNA of Paramecium sonneborni, 5057 nucleotides long. The record is from the annotation of a GenBank genome assembly. Lineage: Eukaryota; Ciliophora; Oligohymenophorea; Peniculida; Parameciidae.
AUGUACAAUCAGAUAACAAAAUUUAUUUUGAAAUUAAAUUAUCUAUUAUUUGAAAUGGCUGAAAAAAUUGUUUCCUUUCUUGAGAGACUUGUUGAAAAUUAUUUAGAUUUGUUUAAUGAUGCAUGUUAAUAGCGAAAUCAAUCAGCCUUGUAAUUAUUCAGAAUUGCAAUUAUAAUUAAUGGUUUAUAAGAAUUGUCAUUAAUGGAAGAUGAUUCUCAUUAGAGUGACACAAAGUAUUUAAUAAUAAAAAUUUUCUAGACUUUUUUAUUCCAGUUUAAAAGAAUCUCUGCCAACUACUUAAUUAAUUGGAUUUAAAAGCUCUUCUACUCUAGUAUAACUUUUAAUUACACAUAUUAUCAUGAACUUAUUUAUUUUUGGAAACCUUUAAUUUAUAAAAAAACAGUCAUAUUUCCACACAGUAACCUUAUCUGUAAUAUUGGUUGAAAACUACAUUCUUUUGUAUCCUACCCUAAAGUCAAUUUUUUAUUUUAAUAAAUUAUAAGCGGACUACAAGAAUUAUUUAAUUUCGAUUUUUAAUUUAAUAAUGUACUUAUAAAUAAUACUAACCUAAUAUUCAUGGAGACAAACUAAAUUAAUUGAUUUAUAAGGUUUAAUAAGAACAAAUAAUAUUAAGUUAGAAAUAUUAUGUCAUUUAAUUUUAAUUUUAUCUGUAGGUUUGAAUGAACUCUCUAAAUUUAGUUCUUAUAUAUUAAUAAUGAUAAAAUAAAUAAUCAAGUUAGGAAUGAGUUUUGAUACAUAUAAUCACAACAGUGUAUUUUUGAUUUAUUAUAAUGUUAUAUAAAUCAUCUUUUUAACAGCAAUGUCAUUUAAUAUCGAAAUGAUUUACACACUUUUAAUAUUAAGUUUUGCUCUAUAAUUAAUUUUUAAAUUUGAAUCUCUAAUUUUUGAAUAGCAUUUACUUUAAUUUGAAAUAUCUCUUUAGAAAUGCUAAAUUUAUGAACUUGUAUUUAAUUAAUCAGAAAAUACUUCAAAGAUUUUGUUAUUAUAAUCCUUGUUGCAAAAAAGUUUUUUAUAAAAUUAAAAAGUCAAAAUUUAAAAAAAUUAACCUAUUUUUGCCUUUACUAAGUAAUAGGAUAUGCUUUAUUAGUUAAUUAAAUAAUCUCAAUUUAAACAGAAAAUGUUGAUUUAAAUUUUAUGCAAUUAUGAUUAAUAAGCUAAACCUUAGAAAACACUUAUUUAAUUUAUGAAAUAUUAUAAAAUAUAGAAUAUAUAUGAUAAAGCAUAUGUCUAAUAAUUUCAAAAACAAUUAAACUACUUAAUUAAUAUCAAUUAAUUCUACUUUAAUGGAAGAGUUUAGUCUAUAAAUAUUAUGGAUAAUUAAACAAUCGUAUCUUCCCUUGUAAAUAGUGAAAUUGCUAUUGCUUUUAUUGAAAAAGUAGUUUAAAGUAAAAUAAUUUUAUUAGAAUCCUUAAGAAAAGGAUUUUAGUAAUAAAUUGAAAUUUUAAAUCUGGUUGAUGAUUAUACCAAUAAUAUCUUUUCAUGUAGAAAUUUUAUUUAAUAAUACUAUGAACUAAAUAAAUAUAAAUUAAGAAAGUGCCAAAGUUCAGAUAUUUUAAGCUUAAGAAUCUUAUAAAUAUAUUUUGGAAUCAUUUUGAAUGAUAUUAAAGAGGUAUUUACCUUUAAAAUAAUAGAGUAAAAUUAUUGAAAAGUUAAUUGAAGAUUUGAUAAAGUCUGAAAAAACAUAAUAAGACACAACAAUAAACAAUUAGAUUCUACUUCAAAGUAUAUGAUUCAAAUAUUCUAAAUAGACCGUUAUUUGGUAUUACAUACUAGUUUAAUUAAUUAAAGAGGAAAAUUGAUUAAUUGCAAUAAAUAAUAUAUUUCUUAAUUUUUUGGAUGCUCUUUAGAAUUUUUACAAAACUAUUAAUAUAUACAUGAAUUCAUGCCUGAUUUUAUAGCUUAAGUUCAUGAUGAAAUAAUUGAUUGUUUUAUAGAUACUGGAUAUACUUAAUUAAUGAAAACUGGAAAAUUAACAUUUAUAUAAGAUCCUUAAAAUUAUUUAAUACCAGUUUAUAUUCAUUUGUACAAUCCUAAUACAUAAGAUGAUUACACUUUAUAUUCUAUAUUAACAACCUAAUUUUAAUAGUAAGAAUAUGUUGUAUUUGAUUCAGAAGGUAAAAUUUAAGGAAUUUCAAGAAAGUUUUUUGAGUUUACAAAAUUAUUAAAGUCAUCUUAUCAAGAUAUUAACAUUUUUGAUAUUAUUAAUAGAGGUAGUAGUAUAUUGUAUUAUAUUCCUAAUGUCACAAAUUUGAUAAAAGAUUUAAAAAAUAAUAUAGAUCAUUUUGUAAAUAAUUCUUUAAACAAUAUAAAAUCAUAUUGGUAAUAUCCUGAUAAUCAUUUAGAAUGUAUAUCAUAAACUUAAUCAUUAAUUAAUUACUCUUAAAGGAUGGAAAUAGAAAAAAAUUUGAUUUUAGGAUAAAAUAUCAAAUUAUUAGACAAGGUUUAUCAAGAAUCUUUUAUAAAUGCAAUAAAAAAAAAGUAUAUCAAUUAAGAUUAAUCAGAAAAUUAUAUUGAAUUGUUACAUAAUUUUUAAAUUUAUUUAGUUAGAGAUCAUGUAUUUUUUUUGAUAACAAUUAAAGAGUAUAAAUUAACUGAUUUUUCAAAGACAUACACGUCUAAUUCGAUACGUUAAGUUUAAAAUCCUUUUACAUCAUUUUCUACACCAUUUACUUAAUUUGAUUAAUAGAUGUCUGAGAAAUAGUUAACGACAGAAAAUGGUACAAUAUAAGAUAUUAAAUAAUUUUGUACUUUUUAACAUUCUUAAAUAAUUGAAAAAUUAUUCAAAGAUGAUGAUAUGAGUGGAAGAUUUGUAAUGGAUAUUACUUAAAAAUAGUAAUUGAAUGCAAGUCAUAAUUAAUCAAAAUUACCUUUUUUAUCAAAAAGAGAUACUUUAUCAAAUAGAUAGUUAUUACAAACUGGACAAACAUCCAUAAGGAUGGUUUAACCAUAAUUUUAUUUACCAUCAGUAGAUUCAAAAAAAAAAAUUGAAGAUUAUUAGUUAUAUGAACUUGAAGAGGAUAUGAAAGAAAUUGCAGUUAUGGAGAGUGUUAAAUAAAUUUAAGUGGUUUAAAUGGAAUAAGUGAUUGCUAUUGAUAAAGAUGAAAAGAACUUUUUUAAUCGUUAUGAUAGUAAUGUUAAUGAUGAUUCAAUUAAAUAAUCUGAAAAUUUAAAUGAAACCUAAGUUUAAGCUUUAGUUUAAAGUUAGGUACAAUAAGGUUCUUAAUUGUAAAUGAUUUAAUCUAUUGUAAAUUUUAAUGGAUCUAUGAAAAUGGUAAAUAUUGGUUUAAUUUUAAAUCUAUUUUUGGCACUCUGGGUUUUUAUAAUGCUUUUUGUGAAUAGCUAUUUGGUAAAUAAUGAAAUAUAAACCUAUUUUCAUUAACUUACAAAUAGUAUUGCUUAUUAAAGUUUAUAAUUUUAUGUUGGUGUACCUUAUACAUUAAUGUUGUAAUUAUUAUUAAAUGAUAAUGGAAUCUUUAAUUUAAGUCCUGCAUUGUUGAAAAAUACAAUUAGUAAAAUACCAUUUUUUUAUGGAUUUUCAUAAAUAUAACAGUCUCAAUUUUAAGAGAUAGUUUGCAGUUAACCAAAAUAUUAUGCUGAAUAUUUUGAUAAUAUUAAUGAUUGCUCUAAUUAUUUUAUACAAUUUCAUACUGCUAUUUUAGAAUCAUAUCGAUAAUAUGAAAUAGAUGAAAAUUUUGAUUAUGGAAUAUUUAAAAAUAAUUCAUUUCAUAGAAGUUAAUCAUUUUAUGUUUAAAAAAUACUUUUAGAUACUUUAACCAAUUUUAUUAGUUCUUUCUAAAAAGUUACACUAAAGGAUACAUUCUUAGUAUUACUUAUGAUAAAUCUAGUAUUUGUUACAAUAAUUUAUGUUUUAUAAUUUCAAAUGACAAAAUCUAAAUAAAAUUUAAAGCAGAAGUUUUAUUAAAUUUUAAAUAGAUUGUCAUUUGAUGAAAUAGUUGAAUUGAUUGCUAGAUUUAGUUGUUUUAAAGUAGCUUUAGGAGAAAAUACAUGGAAAUUAAUCAAUUAUUAUGAUAUGAUAAAUUACAAAAGCAUAAUCAAAGAGAAAUCUAACUAAAAUAAUCAUAAAAAAUACAUUUAAUUAAAUGACUCUAAACUUAAAAAAAGAACAGAUUUAUUUCAAAUAAUGACAAUAUCUUUAUCAUUCUGUUGUUGGAUUAUCUAUUUUGUUUUAGGUUUCCUUCUUUUUUAUUUUUUAUUUUAAGAAUUUGCUCCUAGUUUUAGAAUUGCAUAAAAUUUUGUUGCUUAUAAAUAAAAACUUGAUAUGUCUAUAUGUAUUGGAUUUUGGAUUAAAACUGAUCCUUUAAGUAAUAUGAAAAGGAAUAUAUAAGAAUAAUAAUAGAUGAUUAGUUUAUUUGUGAAUUUAACAGAUAGCUUAUAGCCACUUUUAGAUGAAAUUUCAACUGAUUUAGUAAAAUCUACAUAUUUAAAUGAAGAGAAAAUGCAAAUAAUCCAACAAACUUUGAAUUUAGAUUUAUGUCCUUCUUAUUAAUAUCUCUUUUGUUAUCCAGAUAAAUUAUCAGCAUUACCUUAUUUUGAUUCUGAAUCUUAUGCCGCUAUUUUAUCUGGAGGGAUAACAGGAUUUGUUGCAUAGAUUUAUAAAUAUACAGUUUCAGAAUACACAGUAGAAAAAGAAACGCUAUAAUAUUCUCCUUAUCUUGAUUAAUUAUAAUUGUAAGUGUAAGAAUAAGUUUUUAAGAAUAUUUUUGUUUAAUACAUUUAGGAUAUUCAAUUCACUAUGUACAAUCUUUUUGCUGAAUUUAAUGAUGGUAAUUCAUAUGCUGGUGAAACUUUACUUUCUUAUAUGAAUUAUUAUAGUUUUGGGUUUGGCAUAAGGUAUAGAAUAUAUUUAUAAUUAUAGUCUCAUUAUAGUUUAUAAUUUAAUAGAUUUUAUACGGAUUAGAUAAAGUGUGAAGGAAUUAGACUAAUUAAAAUUUAUACUUUUAGUUCUUCCAGAGUAGAAAUUUGAAAACUAAAUCAUCAAAUAAAAGAUAAGUGAAAUAAGUUAAUAUUUCUUUUGA